Molecule: messenger RNA, 1659 nt
Organism: Pestalotiopsis fici W106-1
Lineage: Eukaryota; Fungi; Ascomycota; Sordariomycetes; Amphisphaeriales; Sporocadaceae
Exons: 1
Coding region: 1-1659 (552 amino acids)
Molecular function (GO): protein binding
Source: RefSeq, a predicted model, not a curated record
AUGGAUCCUCCUCACGUCACCGAAUUCGCCUCGGAGCGGUACUUUGAGAAGUUUAGACAGCUCGAGGGGAGGGAACAAGCGCAGUCUCUGGAUGGCUCUGCCAUUUCUCAAUCUUCAACCUUUAUUCUUCCCAUUGGAAGAACGAAGGAAACAAAACAGUACACGCUCAACGAGCUAAAAGAGCUAAAGGAAAAAGAGAAGAAACGUGGAAACUUCAAUUUACGCCAUAUCCUUCCCUCGCGGGCAUCUGUGGACCAUGACCACCGGCGCAUAUCGACCGAUGCCACCAACAAGAGGUCUGCGUUCCCCGUGUCUAGUGCCCAUGUCCCCAAAAUACUAAAUCUUCACAGUGCCUCGUUCGACCAACUCUUCCUUGGGCUACCCAACGAACUGAAGAUUCAAAUUAUUGCACAACUACCUUUAUCAGAUAUACUUAGUAUGCGCGUGGCAUCACGGUCAUUUCACGAAAUGGUAUCACUCAACGAGCUUCCGAUCACUCGACAUCAUAUAGAACAUCACAUUCCGGCGUACGCAUUGCGACUUUACCCGGUACCUCAGGCACCUCACGUCAAUUUCCACUACUUGUGUGGAUUAUGGCAUCGACUCCACGUGGCGGCGAAGCUGUCAUUUUUAAUCUGCGAAUGGAUCAUGAAGGAGAUCUUCUUGAAGAAGACAGAUGCGCAACGACGGGAAUUUGCUCAGCAGCACGAACGCAUGCGUCGCAGACUGAUACCUCUCCUGUUUACAGUUUUCCACUUUUUCGAAACAUAUCGGGAGCUUCACCUCAAAUUUGUGCAAGAACAUGGAUAUGGACUGAACAAGAUGCCGUACACGAUCAACCCCAUCGAAGCACAAAUCAUGGGCAUGUACGACGACAAGACAUUAUUACAUGUACACCAAAUAUUCCCGGUAGUUGUGGCCUCGUUUGUUCGGCGAUUACGGCCGCCAUCGUACCAGGGACGAUUUGAACGAACCAUCAGGGGUUACUUGAAGGACAAGCCGGCAGACGAGAUAUACGCCGCGGCAUUGUGCGUAGGAGGUCUGCGACAGGUGGAAAGAUUCUGGGAAAUCAAGGGCUAUUCUGCGCGAAGGGGGGCCGUGGACAGAUGGUACAAUGGGUUGACGAAGGAGACCCCAUUUGAGCACACGCCGCCAAUAGAACCUUCGACGACAAAAUCCCGGCGCGGAUUCAUGGGCAUCCACCGAAAGAAAUCAAGUUUCAAUGUGAAGGACACCGCGGCCAUGAACACGGGGGAGCAGAUUCCUCCUCCGCUUUUCACUAUACCUUCUCGACGAGGCUCAGAUACUGGCCGGCGACUAAGCGACGCGUGGGGACCAGGAAGGCCCACGGACAGCGGCGUCUUUGAUACGAGCAUGGCUGCUGGCAUGCCCAUGGGACCAUUGCCUCGAGAACAGUCGCGACUGGUGACACCGGAUGUCCCGAUUCUACAGCACAUUUGGGCACCGGCCGCGGAGAGCCUCAUAAUGCAGAGGAGAAUUGUGGAGAGACCACAAGAUAUCAAGCGUAAUGCUCAAGUCAUGCUAGAGUUGAUUCGGGAGGACGGCGCUGCCAUGGAUGAUGAGUGGUGGUAUGGCACAGCAGCUCCCGAGUCGGUCCGCCCGCCCAUGGAAGCCAUUGAGGAGGACCCUAUUGAAUAG